Molecule: messenger RNA, 935 nt
Organism: Anopheles coluzzii
Lineage: Eukaryota; Metazoa; Arthropoda; Insecta; Diptera; Culicidae
Product: zinc finger protein 726-like
Exons: 1
Coding region: 72-782 (236 amino acids)
Biological process (GO): central nervous system development; regulation of transcription by RNA polymerase II
Cellular component (GO): nucleus
Molecular function (GO): RNA polymerase II cis-regulatory region sequence-specific DNA binding; DNA-binding transcription factor activity, RNA polymerase II-specific
Source: RefSeq, a predicted model, not a curated record
UACUUCAACCACCGAUCUGUUUAUCAUUUCAAUCCCUUUUCACCCUUCAGGAGAUAGAUGUACCACGCGACAUGUUCGAGGAACCCAACGACAGUUUGAACAAGAAUGACGUUCCCAUUUCACCUCCAGACAACUGCUCCAGGGAUUCUAGUCUGCGUCACAAACAACUCCACACUGACAACAACCUCCAGCCGGGGGACGAAAGGCCUUUCCGGUGUGCCAUCUGUCCCAAGGCGUUCCGGCUUUCCUCCACACUGUCCGCACACAAGAAGCUGCACGACCAAAGAGGACCCGGUCUACGAUGUGAGACGUGUGGACGAGCCUUCACGCAACCCAGCGCUCUCUCCAGCCAUCGACUGUUGCAUCGGUCGGAUCGGCCACAUAGUUGCAGCCUCUGUGGAAAGCAGUUCGUUCGGCUGCAUGCCCUCAAGACACACGUGCUUAGUCACGCGAACGAACGACCCUACGAGUGUGACCAGUGUGGAAAAGCUUUUACCGAAAAGCACGUGCUCGUACGUCAUCGCAAGACGCACAGUAACGAGCGGCCCCAUGAGUGUGCCGUUUGCUCGAAGGCCUUCAAGGAGCGGUAUGACCUGCUGCGCCACACGCUCAUUCACAGUGGACUGCGGCCGCACAAGUGUCCCGAUUGCUCCAAAACCUUCGUCCAAUCCAAUGCACUGGUUAAGCAUCGAAAGUGUCACGAACGGGAACGCACCGUUGGCCGUCAUCAGUUGAACGCAGCUUCCUUUGCUGUAACUAGGGCCGAAACUACGUGUUGCUAAGUGGAACAGUGACGGAGCGACGGAGCAACAAGUGUUAAUGUUGAUUUGCAGAGUGUAAAUAGAAACGUGUUUGAGCAAAUGUUAUUGUGAGUGUCUUUGGAACGGCAUUGGGAGGAAGUGUGCAAUUAAAUAAAGUGUGUAUAUAUUCACAGA